CACUAAACUGGAUAACGUCUCCUUCAACCCGCAGCACAGACUCAUUUCUCUACACACCAGCUCUGAGUGGAUGCUCAGCAGGGGUGUUUGAGAUAUUAGCGCGCUGUGGGGGGGAAAGGCUCAGGGACUUCUACCAUCCACAUACAAAGAGCCGGCAGUCAGGAGGAAUAUGGGCAAAUCCGAAAGUCAAAUGGAUAUCAUGGAGAAAUCAAGUAAACCUGGAAAGCGUCGUUGGACUGUUGCAGAAAUCGGUCUGUCUGUGUUGCUGCUGUUGGUCAGCUGUGCCUUGGCCGGGUUGGUAGUCCUCUACACAUCGGUUGUGAAAGAACAAUAUAACAAAACAAGUGUGUCGAGGAGCUCAACAAGUGAAGGCCAGCUGUUUCGCUCCAGCCACAACAGUGUGUGCACAACUGCGGACUGUGUUACUGCAGCUGCUCGGCUCUUGCAGAACAUGGAUAAGUCUGUGAAGCCCUGUGAUAAUUUCUACCAGUAUGCCUGCGGGGGUUGGCUGGAGAGACAUGUUAUCCCAGAGACGAGCUCCCGCCACAGCGUCUUUGACAUUCUGAGGGACAAGCUGGAGAUUGUCCUCAAAGGUGUUCUUGAGACAGAGAAUGAAAAGGACAGAAAUGCCAUCAAGAAAGCCAAAGUCCUUUACAACUCCUGCAUGAAUGAGAGCCUCAUAGAGCAGCGUGACUCCCAGCCCCUCCUGCAGCUCAUUGAGAGUAUCGGAGACUGGCCUGUGGCGUCAGAUGACUGGAACACCACUACAGAGGAAGCAUGGAGCCUCGAGGACACACUAGCAAAGCUUACCGCUCGUUUCCACAAGAAGGUUCUGCUGGACAUGUACGUGUGGACAGACGACCGGGACUCUCGGCGCCAUAUCAUUUAUAUUGACCAGCCAGGACUUGGCAUGCCAUCAAGAGACUAUUACUUCAAUGAUGGAAACUACAAAAAGGUUCGAGAGGCCUACCUACAUUUCAUGGUUUCUAUUGCGAAGAUAACCCGAGAGGACAGGAACUUGACUCAGGAUGAUGACCGUGUGUGGGAGGAAAUGAUGCAAGUGCUGGAGCUGGAGACAGACAUCGCCAAUGCCACAUCACCGGCAGAGGAGCGCCAAGAUGUCACCGUUCUCUACAACAAGAUGACACUUGGAGAGCUACAAAGCACAUUCAGCUUUAAUGGUUAUAACUGGACACGAUUUAUUCAAGGUGUGCUGUCCAGCGUGUCCAUCGAGGUGCAGCUAGAGGAGGAGGUGGUGGUGUACAGCUCUCCUUACCUUGAGAAGAUGAAUGACGUUCUCUCAAAACACAGUGUCAGAACUAUGCAGAACUACCUCACCUGGCAGCUCAUCAUUGACAGAGUUAACAGUUUGAGCCGCCGUUUCAAAGAUGCCAGAGCCCGUUACAGAAAGACUCUCUAUGGGACCACUGUGGAGGAUGCUUGGUGGCGAGAAUGCGUCCGUUAUGUCCAGAGUAGCAUGGAGAACGCAGUUGGAGCUUUGUAUGUGCGUGAGACCUUUGCUGGAGAAAGCAAACGAAUGGUCAGUGACCUUAUCAGUAAGAUCCAGAAAGCAUAUGUGGAAACACUGGAGGAGUUAAGCUGGAUGGAUAUUCCCUCGAAGGAGAAGGCAAAAGAGAAGGCCAUGGCAAUCAAGGAACAUAUCGGCUAUCCAGAUCAUAUUCUACAGGAAGGCAACCAGAAGCUUGACCGUGAGUACGCUCAUCUGAAUUUUAGUGAAGAACACUACUUUGAGAACAUCCUCGAGAACCUCAAGUCUGAAGCACACAAGAGUCUGAAGAAGCUCAGAGAACCAGUUGACCCAGACUUGUGGAUCAUUGGUGCUGCUGUGGUGAAUGCAUUCUAUUCACCCAACAGAAACCAGAUCGUGUUUCCAGCAGGAAUCCUGCAGCCGCCUUUCUUCAGCAAACAUCAGCACCAGGCCCUUAACUUCGGUGGGAUAGGAAUGGUUAUCGGACAUGAGAUCACACACGGAUUUGAUGACAACGGGCGUAAUUUUGACAAGGAUGGUAAUAUGCUAAACUGGUGGAGUAAUUACUCUGCUGAGCAUUUUAAAGAGCAGUCACAGUGCAUGGUGCAACAAUACGGAAACUUCAACUGGAAGCUAGCUGGUGGACAAAACGUCAGUGGAAUCAGCACUUUGGGGGAGAACAUUGCAGACAAUGGAGGGAUUCAUCAAGCAUAUAAGGCUUACCUAAAGUGGGUGGAGAUGGAGGGUGAGGAGCCUCGUCUACCUGGUCUAGACAUGGAUUACAAACAACUUUUCUUUCUUAACUUUGCCCAAGUGUGGUGUGGUGCUUAUCGGCCUGAGUAUGCCAGCCAGUCCAUCAAGACUGACUCACACAGUCCCUUAGAGUACAGGGUGCUUGGAUCGCUCCAGAAUUUCGAAGCGUUCUCAGAAGCUUUCCAGUGCCAAAAAGGCAGUCAAAUGAAUCCCGAGCUGAAGUGUCGUGUCUGGUAGAAAGUUUUACUCUUGAGAAAUGUACUUCUUGACUUGGGCAACUGAAAUCAAAACAACAAGUUGUACUUCUUAAACCUACAGAGACAUCCUGCUCAUUUCCAAUUUAUUUGGGGUCAGAGUGAUGACACAAAUAUUUGCAUAUACUGUAAAUGUAUUUAAAAUGGAUGACAUCCCGGAAUACACCCCAGUUUCAAAACUUGAAGCAUGUAUAAAAGAAACUUGUUAGAGUAUAUUCUCAAGUUUUAGGUGUUGUCUCUGGAUGAGUAGGUCACUUGUUUGUUUGUUUAUUGCUGCGUCUCACAGCAGAUGACGAGUGGGUACAUAAAUAAAAAGGCUACAUAGAAAACUAAGACUUUGUGAAAAAGGUUAAAGCUUAUGGACAACUUUAAAUGCUUUGCCUGUCCUUUUUUUUUUAAAUAAUCCUUAAAAGAAUCUCUUGUGCCGAUCUUUGUGAUUUAUCCAUUAUCAUUUGGCACUGAGAUGCCUUGGUGUAUUUCUUCUGGUGUAUUGUUUUCCAGACAUUGUGCCACUUCAGAAGAAACAAUAGUGAACAUAUGUAACUCUGACUGAAGAGUAUGAAAUAAAUGGAAGCUUGGGGCUUUGCCGAAGUAAAGCUACAAUAGAAUUAGUCACACUCUAAAAGUUUGGUCAUUCACUGUUACAUGAAAUAAAUUACCUAAAGACUUUAAGACUGUUAAAUCUUUGCAGCUUUAACCUUAAAUUAACAUUCUAAGAGAGCUGCGGCUUUCAACAUUUUUACACAUAGAGUGGAUAAAUAUUUAAAAUUUACAAAGCUAUUUAGUACUUUUUGGAGGAUAUUUUUUUCUAAGUUUCUUUAUCUCGUCUUGCAAAUGAUUGUUGCUCAAUACUCACUGCAGAAAUGUAUAUGUAAGUCAUUACAGUUUUCCUGUAAGAAACCAUAUUCAAGAUGUUUUGAAAACUACUGGUACUUUUUUAGCUAGUGAGAAAACACCUGUUGGAGAUGAUGUGAUAAUGAUUAAAACAAAACAAUAUAUAUACCGGUAAAUAUACACUUUAUUGCAUUAAUGGUUACUGCCAAGUUUGGAUGUACAGUAGGUUGCUAAUCACAGCUGUGUUGUGUGUUAGAAGCUGGCUCCCUCUCUUUUUUCUGCUUCCACACAUUCCACCUUUUACUUGAUUUUAAGAGGAUAUAGCUAUCAAAACUCCUAACACGUGCCAUUUCUUAGAUGACACUUACCUACGUGUGUUGAAAUUAUAAUGUUUCCUUUUACGAUAUUUGUAAGUUUACAUUUUACUGGUGAUUGAUAUGUAGGAAAACUGUUAUUUCCUUCACCAUGAGAUCUCCUGAGAGGAGAUGUAGACUUUUAGCUUCUGGGCAUAGCCAAUUACAUGCUAAUGAGAAGGGAAAAGAAAACCCUGCACGCACACAUACACACGCACGCACACGCACACGCACACGCACACGCACACACACACACACACACACACACACACACACACACACACACACACACACACACACACGGACAGGUAGCAGAUGAAGUGGUUUGCCCUCUGAUCUCGCAUUGAUCAGGGUUUUGUAAGAUGAAAGGAUAAAGUGCUGCUGAAGCGUAAAGACUGACCGCUGUAGAACCACGAGCCCGCAGGCAGACAAACACCGGAGAAUGGGGCUUGUCAUUAAAGAGAUGGCCAGGGCCAGGACUGUUAUUUUCUACCUUUAUUAACAAGUAAUGACAGGAGAAUCAAAGCAGAAGUAAUAAGAGAGGUACCAGCUGCAGGAAGCCACCAUUCUUAAACAGAAAAACAAACACACAUAGCCAGCUUUAAAUGUUUGCUUGUUAUUGGUCACAUUCAGGAUGCCUUGGUAAACUGAACACGACUUUUUGGUCUCAACAGAGGCUGCAGAAUUGAAUGUGCAUAUUGAAACUUUACACUCUUCUGUCUGUCUCUCCGUCUUCACAUAUUGGCAAAUACUGUUGUGUUGAGCAGAGGGAGACCCCACAUAAAAAAGGACUGUUUUACUCAGAAUGUAAGUGCUAAUAGUGUGCAGCCAUCUUUAAGCAAACGAUUGACAUUUUGAGAGUUGAGAGAGUUACAUGAGAAAAAUGUAUUAAUUUAUUUAAUAGAACUUUUAUUUUCAAUGCCAAGACUUAAAGUCACUGUCCUAGCUCCAUAUGUCUGGCGCUAUUCAACAGUAACAAAAUCUGCCUUCCAGAAUCUCUAAAAUUGACUAAAUAAAGGAGUAGUUCACCCAAAAACAAUAUACCUCCCUAGGCUGUCAAUGGUCCCAGAAAAAGUUUUGUGUUGAAAGGCAAUAAGAAGAGCAGAGCGCCUGAAAAAAUAAAAGCAACAGAGUUUGAGAGACAGACAGCAAAAAAACUAAAAAGCUUAUAAAACAUCUGAGAAACUCUCUUAAAAUUCCCAUGCAGCAUUAUCCAGGUGUCUUCUAUCCAUUCCUGGGCUCAUGGAGACAAACAGAACUAUUUUUGCUCAACUGUUGCUAAACGAAGAAUUUCCUGUCAAGAAAUGUGUUUUGCACCAGAGGAUCCGAAAUAUGCUUUGUAAAGGAAAAUAUAGUUAGUUAAUAGUUGUCAUAAAAAUGUUCAGACAAUUAUAACCUUUUCUUCUGUCUUUUGUUCGGCUGAUAUGCCUUUAUUUUUCGGGCACUCCGCUCUUUUUAACGCCAUUCGAAAUAAAACUUUUCUGGGACAAUAGAGAUCCUAGGGAGGUGAGUAUUGUUUUUGGGUGCACUAUUCCUUUAAUAUGUUGCAUCUUAAUUUAACAGGAAUGUAACUUAUAUUUAACUAGGUUUUACACAUGUACAGAUUAAACAGGCUGAUUUUGUUUCCUGUGGAUAGAGCCAGGAUAGCUGUUUCAUCGUUUCCAGUUUUUGUGCUAAGCUACUGCUGCUGGCUGUAGCCUUAUAUUUAGCAGAGUGUGGUAUCAAUCUUCUCAAAUCACUCUCUCUGAAAGCAAAGAAGCACAUCUCCUCAAAUGUCAAACUAUUCCUUUUUGACAAAAAGGUGCUUUUAUGUUAUGAUUUGAUACUAAAAAUUAAAUUUAAUUGAAAUUGAAAUUAAUUGAAUUAUCAUGUCUGGGUCAAAAGAAUGCUGGAGGAUAAAUCAUAAGUUGCGGAUUUAUCCUUGGCUGCUAUGUGAAGGGCAACAGCUUAGGCUUGUGUAUAUUUUGUCUGGUUUUCCUCAAAAAUAGUAAAACAGUUCAAAAUUGUUAACUGAACACUAAAGGUUACAUACUAUACAAUGUGUUAUUGUAGAUACUUGAUGUUCUAUUGCAGUAUUUACAUAAAAAUGAUUCAAAUCAGGUAAGAAAAGAAGGGUACAUUUCUUCACUUAGUUCUAGCUUCACAUUUACGUACAUGGUGAAAUUGUGUCGUUUUGAAAUUACCAGCCGAGUACAAAUACAUUUUUGUUAUAUAUAAACAUGUUUCAUCUGUAUACCCAUCAGAAGAGUUUAUUUAUCUACAUGAAUAUUUAUGAAAUAUCAUUGUUUUGCAAGAAUUUAGACGUUAAAGGUGUUUUAUGAAUGUUCCUGCUGCCAUGUAAUUAUCUUGCCAUUAAAGUGACUGUCUCAACUGU
This is a messenger RNA of Perca fluviatilis (European perch), 6057 nucleotides long. RefSeq names its product membrane metallo-endopeptidase-like 1 (gene mmel1). Gene Ontology annotation, molecular function: metalloendopeptidase activity. The coding region runs from base 170 to 2479 and encodes 769 amino acids. The record is from RefSeq and is a predicted model, not a curated record. NCBI's taxonomy places the organism in Eukaryota, Metazoa, Chordata, Actinopteri, Perciformes, Percidae. Gene Ontology annotation, biological process: protein processing. The transcript has 24 exons. Gene Ontology annotation, cellular component: plasma membrane.